GGAGGCUCCGGGCAUGUGGCUCCCAGGCUUCUCGUCGCUGACCCUCGGGUUGCCCUCAAUGUAGCGCGCGCUGGCCAAAAUAGUAUGAAGAGCAGCAUGGCAGCAGCGGGCAGCGAGCAGAAGGAGUUACUGGCGCUUAUGCACCAGCACUUGGUCCAAAUUGGCUACCAGAAGGCGGCCAAGGAGCUGCUGCGACAGAGCGGGCAGAAAAACUUCCCAUCACCCUCCAUCCCUCUUGAGGAUAUCUUCACUCAGUGGAAGAAGGGUUCCUUCCGAGCCCAGAAACGAAAAGCAGAUGAUAUCAAGACAGAUACUGCAGCAAAAAUCAGAGUUCCUGACCCCAAGAGCAGUUCUGAGACCUCAGAAGAGGAAGAAGAGGCAAACCCCAUAAAAACUAACCUUCCUGUGAACAACAGCUCUUCAGCUAAGGUCGAGAGUAGCAGUGAGGAUGAGGAUUCGUCCUCUGAAGAGGAAGAGGUUGCUAGCAAGAUGGUGAAGGCUACUGUGACAGGAAACCAAACAGCUAAUUUACUGCAGCUUGCUGCUCAAAAAGCCAAUUCUGUUCCAGGUAAAGGGGUAGCUGUAGCUGCUGUCCAAGCAAAAGAGAAACCAAACAAAGCCAUUUCAAACAAGCCAUCUCCUUUAGCUAGGGCCAAAGCUGGACAGAAUAAAGUUCCUUCUGGCAAACCAGGAGCUGCCUUGCCAUCUCAGCUUCUUCCAGGACUGAGCACAGCAUCAGCAGGCCUUGCACAGAAGGCAGCAGACUCUGAAAGCAGUAGCAGCACAUCUGAGAGUGAAGAAGAAAAGAAGUCAACUGCAGUGAAAAUGCCAACUCCCAAGCCACCUCUAAAAAAGGCGGAGAGCAGCAGUGAGGAUUCCAGCGAGGAGUCUGACUCUGAAGAACCAACAAAUACAACAAAAGUUCAGGUAAAGCCAGCUGUGCAAAGUGCACCGACUAGUGCAACUCCAGUGAAGAGCUUGUCUACCCCUGUCAUACCUUCUAAAGAAUCCACGGUAAAGGCAAGUCCAGCAAAGGCAAAAGUAACUCAGAUCAGAGCAGCAUUAGGCAAUGCAACUGAAAGCAAAAAGCCAGCCGACAGCUCAGACACCAGUGACUCAUCUGACAGUGAGGAUGAGGAAUCUUCCUCAGUAGCACAGGCAAAAUCAUCUGAAAAAACACCUCAGGCCUUCACAACUUCAGUGAAAAAUGCAUCACCAAAUCUAUUGUCUGACAAGGCAGCUUCUGCUCCAACUCUCUUGAAGCAAAUACCAAAGCCUUCUGUGUCGAGCUUGAUUAAACCUGCACUUCUGCCUCUCGCCAAGGUUGCUGGGAGUGCAGGGAGCUCAGAGAGCAGUGAGUCCUCUUCUGAGAGUGAGAAUGAAGCUCCCCCAGUUCCAGUAAGCCAGAAGAGAUUGCAAACGCCUCAGCCUCCCACUGGAGUCAAACAAAAUCAGGCUGCUAAACCUGGCACCCCACCGAAAGCUCCAUCAAGUGCUUUGAAAAGGAAGGAAACUGAGAGUGAGAGCAGCAGCUCAUCUGACAGUGAGGAUGAAACAGUCCCAGCAGUACAAAACCUGGCAUCUCCAUCUGGAACCAAAACUAAUGCUGCAGCUCAACUCUCACAUGCCAAGAAACCCUUUUCUCCACCAGCAUCACUUAAGGCUGCCCAACAGAGUGAAGACAGUAGCCAGGAUUCAAGCGAUGAGUCUGACACAGAGGAAGACACAGUUUUCACUCAGAAAUCAUCUCCAGUGACACAGAAAGCCUUACUCACUCCUGUAAGAACCCUGGUUGCAAAGACUACAGGUGCUACAUUGGGCAAAGCAGGCAGUGCACAGUCAGCAGGAAAAGGCAAAGCAAACCUAGAUAAUUUGGCAACUGCCUCUCUUCAAAAGGCAUCACAGAGUUCAGAGACUGACAGCUCUGAUUCCUCAGAGAAUGAAGAGGAUGGGAAGCCAGCAGCCCAGCCCCCUAUCCACCCGUUUUUUAAACAGAAAAUACCCUCCAAGAAAGCAGCCACCCCUUCAGGGAAGGAUGUACAGGUCAGCACUGCCACUGAUUCCAUUUCCAGUAAGUGCCAAGGAAAAACCCUUGCCACAACACAAAGGAAAGUGGAGCUGAGUUCCUCCAAAAAUGCCAAGCCAUGUCAAAGCGAGACUCUCCCUGCUAAGCCUGCUGGGAUCCUCAAACACAAGGAGAAAUCAAGAAGCAGCAGUUCCUCAGACAGCGAGGAAGAGGCAGUAGCACCACUGGCAACUUCCACACAGAUUUCACAGCCUGGCACCUCACAAAAACAAGGAGUAACAAAAAAGGCAGACAGCUCAUCUGAAGAGUCCAGUGAUGGAGAGCAGGAGCCUUCACAGUCUCUCUUAGCAGGUUAUCCAGGUAUUUUCAAAACCCCUGCAGCCCCUGUGCAGAAGAGUGUUGCACCUAAGCCAUCCAAACGGGGGUCUAGGAAGACAGCAUCUACUACUGGCACUCCUGCAAUCAAUGCUCUUGAAAAACCUUCAGAGAAAAUGGGCCCUGCUGACAUCACAUCAAGCGAUAGCAGUGACACUGAUUCAGAUGCUGAGGAAAAACCAGCUGGGCUGAAGGCAGAGCUUGGUGUCUUGCCAUUUUCUGCGAAGAAAGCUGUUGUGGCUAAGAAGAGCAAGUCUGGACCAGAUAGUGUUUCUAAGGCCUCCCCUGCAAAGAAAGCCACAGCCAAAUCUCAAAGGAAUGGCAGAGCUAAAGGAAAUGCAGCCAUACAGCUGCCCCUUGUACCUUGCUCAGAGAGUGGAGAUAAUAAGGCUGUUGCCCAAGACCCUGGAGCAGGAGCCCAGGGGGACACACAAGCCACCCCUGUUGUGACAGUCAAGACUCCCAAAACAGUAAAACCAUCAAAGGCUGGAGUCAAAGAGAAGCAGAAGAAAAAACGUAAAUUGGCAGCUGGAGACGCAAGUCUUGGGGAACCAAAAAGAAAAAAGCAGAAAGGGCAGACUGGUUCAGAGAUGGUGAAGAAAAAGAAGAAAUCCAAAUCUUCAAGCAGCACAAAGGCACCAAAGGAAAAAGAUGGCAAAGAGAAAAAACCCAAGAAAAGUAAGAGCAAAAUGUCUACUUCGUCUACUUCUGAUGUGUCACCGUUAAAGAAGAAAAAGAAGAAAAAGAAGAAAACCAGUGAUCUUGAGGGAGCAGUGUGAGCAAUAACCUACCGUAUGAAAUGGAUAUAUACUGAGGGAAAGUUCGGCAGAAAGGAGCAGUAUGCAUAUAUUUUUUAAACAAAAGAUGAUAAAUGUUAAAGGUUGAAUUUAAAUCUUAAUUUAUAAUUAUUUUUAACUGUGACUUUUAGAGCUAAGUCUUGCUAGCAAGAGCCCUAAAUGGGAGCUUGGGAAUUGGGGGUAUACUGAAAAUGCUGCCAAGGAGAAGGCUUAGACACUUGUCACUAAAAUGGGAUUUGGAGGACAAGAAGCCUACUCUGGUGACAUAAUCUUUGAUGUAGUCAUUUUCUUUAGCACAAUCUCUGCUGUAUCUGUUGCCCCCCACUCUGCCCCCUAAGAGUUAUAUUUUUAAUGACAUCAUUGGCUGUUGUGCUACUCACUUUCCAAGUAACUAAAGUCAUUUAAAUAUUAAAGGAGGGUGUUCUGUAACUGUGCUCUGUAGUCUUCUUUUCUGGAUUUGUGUUCAAAUAUGUACAAAGCUUCGUUGUCCCUUGAUUGGCCUUUGUCUCGUCUUUUUUAUACAUAUAGAACACAAUAAAACAUUUUGAUUGGAAAAAAGAAAAUGUGCUUGAUCUUUGCAAAUUCAUUGAGCAAAUUUCUCAGCCACAACUAAACUUCUCUGAAGAAUUUUGGUUAGAUGCGCACCUCAACUGUGUACUGUGUACAGGAUCAGUGUGUGCAUUUGUUCUCAAUGCUCUUGGUUGCAAGGGAAGGGCUGUGGAAA
Eublepharis macularius is the source of this 3922-nucleotide messenger RNA. RefSeq names its product treacle ribosome biogenesis factor 1 (gene TCOF1). Bases 85 to 3180 code for a protein of 1031 amino acids. Lineage: Eukaryota; Metazoa; Chordata; Lepidosauria; Squamata; Eublepharidae. Gene Ontology annotation, molecular function: protein binding. The transcript is spliced from 18 exons. The record is from RefSeq and is a predicted model, not a curated record.